CCGCUGCUGCUGCUGCUGCUGCUGUUGGCUCUUGUGCAUCUUCAGGAGGACUUGUCAGCCGUCUCUUUUAGAUUGUUUUGCUCUUUUCGGGACUAACACCAUGGGGAGAUUAGAUGCAUUUCGGCAGUUUAAUUUGAUCAAAUGGCUGAGAGAGGAGAGACAGUCGAGGAAGCUGAUUCUCUUCAUUGUUUUCGUCGCUCUGCUGCUGGACAACAUGCUGUUAACUGUAGUCGUUCCCAUCAUUCCCAGCUAUCUGUAUAACCUGGAUGAGUCAGCAGACGUGGUGAAGAACAACACCUUGUUGCAGCCUCCAGGAGCCUUCCACAGCAUUGUGUCUUUAUACGACAACACCGUGAGGUCUGCGGGCUCCAAUACCACAGCCAGGUCUAAUGACCUGGUCCCUACAAGCCCCGCUGCUGCAGAGCUGUCGCAGAACUCCUCAGACUGCCCCAGAUCCACCAGCAAGCUGCUCAAUGAGAAUGUCAAAGUGGGAUUGCUGUUUGCCUCCAAGGCCACUGUACAGCUGAUUACCAACCCCUUCAUAGGCCCACUCACAAACAGAAUAGGAUACCAACUUCCCAUAUUCGCUGGCUUCUGUAUCAUGUUCAUCUCUACUAUCAUGUUCGCCUUCUCAUCAAGCUACGCUCUGCUGUUUCUGGCCAGAUCGCUUCAAGGUGUGGGCUCCUCCUGCUCCUCUGUGGCUGGGAUGGGAAUGCUUGCUAGUGUGUACACAGAUGAUGAGGAGAGAGGUCAUGCCAUUGGGAUUGCCUUGGGAGGUCUGGCAUUGGGAGUGCUAGUUGGACCCCCUUUUGGCAGUGUGAUGUAUGAGUUUGUUGGGAAGACAGCUCCUUUCCUUAUUCUGGCUUUCCUGGCAAUGUUUGAUGGAGCUCUGCAGCUCUUUGUUCUUCAGCCCACCAAGGUGGAACCAGAGAGUCAGAAGGGAACCCCGCUGUUGACACUAAUGAAGGAUCCAUACAUUUUAAUCGCAGCUGGUGCCAUUUGUUUUGGAAAUAUGGCCAUUGCCAUGAUGGAGCCAACGCUGCCAAUCUGGAUGAUGGAGACCAUGUGUGCUAGGAAAUGGCAGCUAGGCGUCGCUUUCUUACCAGCGUCCAUCUCCUACCUUAUUGGAACCAACAUCUUCGGCACAUUGGCGCACAAGAUGGGGAGAUGGCUUUGUGCUCUCAUUGGAAUUAUGGUGGUUGGAAUCAGUGUAAUAUGUGUUCCAUUUGCCACCAACAUUUAUGGUCUGAUUCUUCCAAACUUUGGUGUUGGUUUUGCUAUUGGCAUGGUGGACUCCUCUAUGAUGCCUAUAAUGGGUUACCUGGUGGACCUGCGGCAUGUGUCUGUUUAUGGCAGUGUGUAUGCCAUUGCUGAUGUGGCUUUCUGCAUGGGAUUUGCUUUAGGUCCAUCUAUUGGAGGAUCCAUAGCUGAAAGUAUUGGCUUCCCCUGGCUGAUGACCAUAAUUGGAGUAGUGGAUAUUUUCUUUGCUCCUCUUUGCCUCUUCCUCAGGAAUCCACCAGGACAAGAAGAGAAAAUUGCCAUUUUGAUGGACACCAACUGUUCAAUGAAGACGAGGUCCUACUCCACACAGGGGACGUACUGCCAGGGUGAAGACGUGGAUCCAGAAUAUGACGAUUAUGAUUAACAAGACACCAGCCAUGCAGGUUAACCUUCAGAGGAUCUAUUUUGUUGUACAAAAAAAAGGAACACAAAAAAAAACAGCAACAAAACAGCCAAGAUAUAUCCAUGUGAAUGUCCCGCGUUCAGUCUUCACUGUUCAGUGUCCUCUCAGCAGUUGUACUGGAGCAAACCAAAGUUGUUCUUGAUCUGUGGUUGCAAGCGCAUUGUGUGAGAGAUAUUUUUUUAGCCAACAGCCUUAUAAAGUAGAGAGUUGUGUCAAAAGGCAGUAGGAGGGUGCUGAGCAACAAGUACGCUUUGCUGGUUUAUUUGAAAUACAAAUCUGUCUUAAUUAAUGUGUCAGCCAUUAAAUGUCUCAUUUCUAUCUACUGUAUGUCUAUGAUACUGAGUAAUACCAGAUGUUGGUGUGCAAGUUGGUAUUAUAUUGGGUAAUAGUGUGGUAUGUUAAGAAACUGUUGUUUUGUUUAAUUAUGGAGGAUUUGUUGGCCCAAGCUAUGGUCCUGGUUUGCAUUGAUACUGUUACAGAAGGCUUUGCCAGUGUGGGAAAGUCAACACAUUUGAGCUGCCUCAGAAAAGGAUGUGGAAUGUAUUCUAAAACACAAUAUAGAUACAUAAAAUCCUCCUAAUAUAAACAGAACCUACAUGUUUUUUGGCAACUUCAGAGAGAAAGAUCGUUUAUAGUUGCUGUACUGUUUUUUAUUUAAUAAAUCAUUAAUACUGUCAUUUCUCAAAAUAGUGGCCUUUAUUUACCUCAGUGGCAAGGAGAACCAGGCUGAUAACAGGCUUAUGGAAAAGACACGCUUCAUUCCCAAAAUUCCUCUGCUCCCCAAUUAAUGCAAAUUCAAAAUGUCCUUUAACUUGUUGUCUUGAUUUAUUCAUCAUAUCAUGACAACAGGUACAUAAUUCCAUCGUUACAUACUCCUCACUCUGCUGCACAGAGUUAGUGCUAAUAAUACAGAAAGAAUACAGACACACUUCCUGCAGAACUUUUACAUUAAAAGCGUUCCCUUUGUUGUUAGGCUUUUAAUGUGAACGAUGUGAUUCAAUGACAAUAGCUCAACAGUGAUGUUAAAAAAGUGGAAAGACUGGAAUUACUUGGUGAAUGAAAACUAUUUAAAAAUGAAACCACUAGAGCAGCACAGUGGUAAGUGUGCAGUACCUACUUGUUGAACCGAUGGAACAUUAUAAUGGAUUUAUAAUUUUGUAGAAGCUGACAGGUAAUUCACUACCUCCUAUAAUCCUUUUUGUUUUCACCUCGUCUUUGUUAGUGACCAGCUUUUAUUUAUUCACACUGGUCACACGCACGUGUAUUACUUGGCACUAGGCCAUUAUUUGAAAAUCAGCUUUGAGAAUUUACAGGUAUGUGCCUCUAUAUCAUAAAAAACAAGGAUACUGCUGUUGAGAAAUUGAUAUAGAAACCCUAUGCCUUGUCCCAUGUAGCAUCAAAACGUUACCAAUCAUCUGGAAGAAACAAGUUUCACACAAUAUUUAUCCCUUUAUAAGUUAGUGUUACACCGUGAACUCAGAGUUGUUACACCUAAUACAGUUUGAAAGAAUUUAAAUACACUAUAAGCGUCCAUACAAUCUUUCUGUCUGUAAACCGUAUCACGGGGUUAUAUAAAGGUAGACUCUCCAGCUCUCCAUUUCCUCUAAAGUCAGCAGGAUGGUUUGCUGAUGAAGCAAAUUUGUGUGUCGAAGUUCACCAAAACUGAACUUGAAGCAAUAGAUUCCCAUUGAUGUAAUUUGUCUCUGUGAAAGGAUCCAGUAAAUACAGUGAUCCCAUUAAAUUAACAGAUUUUGCUUCUAGGGUCCUAAUAGGCAGAAACUGCUGUUACACUGCUGUCUGUGGAUUCAAAAUCUUGGGCACUUUAAUCAGUGAUGAGAAAGCUGUUUACAUCAGACCAUUUUCAUUUUGACAUGUCAGAAAAAAGCAGAGCCAGGUGGAGCAGCAGCUUCUAUCCACUUACUGUGGAAAACUUUAAAUCGCUCACGUGAAGCAUAACAACCAGUAUUAAGAGAUGGGCAGGUUGCGUGCAGGGUAAAGUUCAAAUAUAUGAACUGUGACUUGAGGGAUGCAAAAUCUGUGUAAUUUGUAUUGUAAGUGUAAUUUUCAGUUAUUUUACAAAACUGGACACAGCUUCCAUGAUGAUUUGUAUUACCAGCCAAAAUAGCAACAACAGUGGAGGCAGCGGCCCCCUGCAUUUGGAUUGACAGCUUCAUAGAUCUACCGACCAGCGGCUGAGUGGGGGAGGGGGACCAUGCCACUUCCUGUGUAUUUCUGCCCUGAGCCAUCAUUAUGUUAUUACUUACACCUGUGUUUCCUUUGCUAUGACAAGUCAAAAUGUCGGAUGUGUAAAGGUCUGUUCUUACUUGUGACAAGUGGUUUGUAGUGUGUUUUUGAUGGUAUUCAUUUGUCAGUAUAUACUGUAUACAAUAUACUGUAUAUAUAGGCCUACAGGCCAUUCACACUGGGUUUCACUGAUAUGCAUUGGAUUUGUUUGACAUUUUUGGAAAUACACUUAUUCACCAUGUAAGCAGUUUCCUUUACUUAAUUACCAAUACCCACCUUAACAAGGUGGUUGCAUCUUGGUUCUCAGAGGUUAAACUUUUUCAAGGCCAAAGGUGUUGAUUGUAUUUCCUUUUCUACAGUGCAUGUGGGGAAGUGAAUUCUUUCCCAACAGAGAAAAUAACAGGUGAUUAGAGAGAAAAGUGUACUUUUCACCAAUCAUAAGAUAUAACCAGUGGUUAGAUGACGCUUUUGGUGUGCUGUGGCGCUGAAAUGUUGGGGGAGCUGUAAUGUUUUUUUGUUUGUUAACAAAUAUUUUCUUGUUUCUUUAUUAAAAUAUGUAAGGUCCAAAUUCUAAAGUCCUGCUAUAAUUUAUCUUUGAAUAUUCACAGUAAACCUGAGGAACACGUUUCACUUUUCAGAAAGGUGGAAAAAAGAAAUGAGAGACUGCAGUGACUUACAGAGGCUAACCCAGACGGGACUUUGGCUCUCUGAAUUACUUGUCAGUACAAACUAAUAUUGUAGCAUACAUUUCUUCUUGUUUCUUUUAAGAUGAUCAUCAUUAUAUUAUUAAGAUGCUAACUAUUCAGCUACCAAAGUGCUCCAGUUGCAUCAACUUCUUGAAGGCUAACUGCAAAAACAGUGCUUUAUCAACAUGAACAAACAGUGUAUCAUCACUAUCCCACUGAAAGCUAAGUGUGUGGAUAGGUAGGUAGGUAGAGUUUGUGUAGCAGAUGUUACAGGAUCAAUAUGACUCAUGACAGCAAUGCCCUUUAAAACAAAAUGUGUUUAUUCUCGCUCUAUUUCUCCCUACCAAACUCUGAUGGAUUACUGGAAUGAUAUUAUUUCUGCCUCUGGUGCAGCUACUGUGUGGAAAAUUACACCACAAACUGAUUUGUUCUUUCUUAUUUUAAUUAACUUUUUUUCAAAGACUCCUGUAAUGUCCAUUCUGUUUAUAAUAUACUGUAAUGUUCUGAAUGUUGUGCGACAUUUAAUGUUUUUUAAAUUCCUCAUAGACUUGCUGAUGUACUGUGAAAAACUGUACUGGAUUAAAAAGUAAAGUGGUAAAAUAAUA
Molecule: messenger RNA, 5219 nt
Organism: Micropterus salmoides (largemouth bass)
Lineage: Eukaryota; Metazoa; Chordata; Actinopteri; Centrarchiformes; Centrarchidae
Gene: slc18a2
Product: solute carrier family 18 member 2
Exons: 16
Coding region: 101-1645 (514 amino acids)
Biological process (GO): transmembrane transport; xenobiotic transport; aminergic neurotransmitter loading into synaptic vesicle
Cellular component (GO): synaptic vesicle membrane; terminal bouton
Molecular function (GO): xenobiotic transmembrane transporter activity; serotonin:sodium:chloride symporter activity
Source: RefSeq, a predicted model, not a curated record